AUGGGAAUUAAACAUGAGUUCUCUGCACAUAUUACACCUCAGCAAAAUGGUGUUGUGGAGAGAAAGAAUAGAGUGCUUGUAGAGAUGGCAAGGGUAUUUGUGAGGUCUGGUACCAAACAAACUCCCUAUGAGAUUUGGAAAGGAAAGAAGCCUAAUGUGUCAUAUUUUAAGGAUAUUCCACUUCUAGCCGAGCCUAUAGAGUGUACAAUUGUAGGUCCAGAACCAUCAUUGAAUCCUAAAUGUCACUAUUGA
Molecule: messenger RNA, 252 nt
Organism: Prunus armeniaca (apricot)
Lineage: Eukaryota; Viridiplantae; Streptophyta; Magnoliopsida; Rosales; Rosaceae
Source: the annotation of a GenBank genome assembly